Cuscuta epithymum is the source of this 2443-nucleotide messenger RNA. Lineage: Eukaryota; Viridiplantae; Streptophyta; Magnoliopsida; Solanales; Convolvulaceae. The record is from the annotation of a GenBank genome assembly.
UUUUUAUAAUUGAGUGGUCUCAGUUCGAGAGGAGAGAGUAAUCAUCCAAAAAUCGAUCUGGAACGAGCAGUGGUCUGUGAACUCGAGCUGUGAGAGUGCUGAGACUGUUUGGUUGAUAUCUCGAGUUUUACCAAUCCAAUUAAGGCGUGUGAGAUACCAAAAGAAAGCUCUCAAGACGAGGAAUCCGUGAAGGUCUGGUUUGCAUCAAUCGGAGUAGAGGAAGGCUUCCAAAUCGUCCGAGCAGAACGCGACCUCGCAGGGACGGAUUUACUCUUCUAAGAAACGAGUUAACCGGAAAACACCCGUUCUAGGGGCUGUUUUCGUAUCAACGAUUAAGGGUUGAACUAGCACUUGGAGGAGGCUGUUUAACACUCAUAUUUGAGCAAGGAAUCGGUUCCAAAUCCACCUUGACCAAAUCUUUGACCAUUGGACCAAGAAGGGAAAGUUUAAAGCUCAAUUGAGGUUGAGGCUAGAGCUUGCUUCCUGUGCUCGUUGCCCGAGUGAUUUCCCCGGAGAGAAGACUUGAAAUGGACCGUGGUGGCAGGAUUACUAGGAGGAACCCGACCGGCCGUGUACCAGUGGAGACUGGACAGGGCAGUCGAAGGACCUCUAGGGCAUCUAGAGGAGCUGGCCGUGGAGGCCGAUCACAGACCGUGAGUGACGGUCAUGUCGACACAGAAAGUGAAACCUACUGGUCCUAUGAGGACUCGACUUACCAACCGGAAACCGAGCCGGUUGAGACCCCUUACGAAGGGGAUGACGAUGAUGUGAGUGAUGAAGAAGGGGAGAAUGACUCCCUAGCAAGAAUUGAGGCGCUGCUCCAGCAAUAUCAGCGGGAGCGCGAGGAAAGGAGGGAACGCCGAAGGCGCCGAGGAGGGCGAACUUCGGGAGGGGCUUCAAGGGGAAGAAGCCAUGGCGACUCUAAGGCCCACGUUGAACCACAUGGGGGACGGGGUGAUGGAGGUCCAAUCAUAAGGAUCUCCAAGUAUAUCAAAGAGGCACGAGACUUGGGGUGCAAACCGUUCGAUGGAACGGGAGACAUCUCCAUUUCGGCGCAAUGGAUCAAGAGGCUGAAUGAGGCGGCCCUGGACAUGCAACUCACCCCCGAAUAUAAGCUAAGGGUCGCGGUGAGGUUACUUGAAGGUAUGGCAUCCAAGUGGUGGGAUGGGACCAAAAGCAAAUAUGGUGAGACCGUCACUUGGGAGAAUUUCCGAGAGGAAUUCUUCGCACAAUACUACUCGAAUUUCGAGGUGAACAAAAAGGUGAGGGAAUACACCCUUCUAACCCAAGAGGGUAACAUGACGGUGAGGGAACUUGAGUACAAGUUCAAGGAUCUUGCCGACUACAUACCUGAGUAUGCUUGUGAUGAGAACCGGAUGGUGAACCACUUCUGGGAUGCUCUAGACUUGGAGAUACGCGAUAGAGCAACACAAUUGCCUAACAUGACGUUUGCUCAAGUGGUUGACCAAAGGUUGAAAGGGGAGAAACAGUGGGAGGAGAGGAAGAAGAGAGACGCCGAGGAGGCGAAAAAGAGGAAGUGGGAGAGUCAUGGCUCCCAAGGUUCCAACAAAAAGGGAAACCAUGGAGGAGGAUCUUUCCGUGCACCGCCGCCACCAUCUAGGGGGAAACAAGGCCCGAGCAGGCAUGACUCGGGGUCACAAGCCUCGGGGACGCCUCGUUGCUUGAAUUGCAAGAAGAGUCACCUCGGAAAAUGCCGUGAACCUCCUAGAUGUUUCCAAUGCGGGAACACCGGGCAUUUGAAGGCGCAUUGCCCACAACUGGGUGGGCAAAGGUCAUCGGGACCAAGUAGCGGGGCUACGGGAACACGAAGCCAAGUCGGGGGUUCCCAAUCAACUAGGGGGCAUGGGGGAGCAAGCGCGAGCAACGCGCCAUCGGUGAAUCAAGAAAGGACUCAAGCUAGAGUCUAUGUGAUGACGGAGGCAGAUGUUCAAGCUAACCCGGAUUCCGUUGCAGGUUGAGGUUAGAGCUUGCAUCCUGUGCUCGUUGAUCGAGUGAUUCCUAGGAGAGAAGACUUGGUUCGUGCUUCCUCCAUUCCAUUUGAAACAUUAAUAAAUUUGCUCAUGGAUAUUUUACUAUAGAGCCUGCGUGCUCAUGAAAUGCCUUGUGUGGCCUUCUUGUUUUAAACAAUGUUUUCCGCUGCGUUAUGAAUUACUUAUUAUGUUUGUUUAUGGAUGUAUACGUGUGAAUGAUAUUCAAGACGCCUUGUAUAAUAUGAAUGUGUUGGACUGCGGUUGACUAUUCGUAUUGUACGGCGGAUUGUCGACGUGUCCGGGGAGGUCCGGGGCGUGACACUACGACACCGUUCAAAGUCACUUAAACUCAUGGCACCCUACCGAGGCGGCAAAAUUGAAGAUCAAGAGCUUGCUAACAUAUAUAUCGAGGUUUGCAAAUGAUCAACCCUUUGAUGAUUUUGUUUAUAAUG